AUGGACCCAGACGAAGACCCCGGCAUGGACCCUGGCAAGCCUUCCAAGGAGAAGAAGAAAAGUCGCAAAUCCAAGUCUGAAAGUCGCAAAUCCAGUAGUCGAAAGAGCAAAAAGAAGUCAUCUUCUUCGAAAGAGAGUGAAGAUUAUAGCGAUGAAGGUCAGUGGGAUCCAGUGAAAUUUGAUGAGCAAACUGGGGAUUGUUGGAAGGAUAUUGAUAAACCUAAACGCGUCGCUGAUCUCCCCUCUCCUGAUAUAGCAGACUAUGAAAGACAAGAAGGAGAUGAAGACUGGCCGUACAAGAAGUCUUAUGCUGUCGAUGAGAGAAAGUCGAAAAGCAAGAAGGAAAAAGGCCUGACUGCACCAAGCAGAGCAAAGUCAGAUGAUGAGGGAGAGGUAGUUGGAAAGGAAAAGCGUUCGUCCAAGAAGGACAAGAAAUCAAAAAGUAAGAGCAAAUCCAGUCGUAGCAGUAGUUCCAGAGAUCAUGAUGAUGAUGCUGCUGCUGCGGAAGUGUCAGACGAAGAGGAGGAUCUGCAUAGCGAAGAGGAGGACGAGGCACGAGCAAGAAGGCGGCCAAAGAAACAUUCGAGUCGAAAGUCGGAUUCAGAGCGAUCUUCUGGUGAAGGCCACGACGACGAUGUCAGCGAUGGAUACGAUGAGGGUUCAAACAACAACGCCGACUCGGAUGAAUUCUCGGAAGAUGCUUCGUUCUACAGUGAUGAGGAUGAACCAUAUUCGAGUGAUCUUGAUGGCAGCAUUGAUUCAGACGGAACAUAUGAUAGUGCUGAGGAAUACGGAGAUUACGGGGGCAUGCCUCCUGAAACGCCUGCAAUGAUGAACUACAACCAAGAAAUCAACGACCUGAUGCAUAAAGCGAAUCCAGAGCACACAGAUCAUUUGAUGAAUCGUGUAAACAGACAAAAGGGGAACAUCGCAUACGAUCAAAACAUGCCCAUGAUGACACGUCAGGCGCUCAUGACUCGCCAAGCGAGUGCUCAAGCUGCCAGAGCGAGAGUGGAUGCGAAUUCAGUUGACAGAUCCAGGUUGGGAUUCCGCAACGAAUCUUUUCAUGGAAAGAGCGGCGGUGGUGCAAAACCCGUGCGUCGUGGUCCAGGUGGUAAAAGAGCACCACCUCGAUCAAAAUCAUCUGGCCUCGGUACCAUGGCCAUGGCUGGGAGGCGUGCCGCUCCAUCUGCUGGUGGUGAGGAUGCUGGUGGUGCGGAUGAUCCACGAUCUCGGUUCCGUGGAAGAGGAGCUUCGACUUCAUUCCAGAGACAUUCGAACAAACCCAACAAUGUUGCUCGAAUGUCUGGUCGCCGAGGGGAGAUGGAUCGAUCAGGGCAUCGUCCUGCUGCUGGAUCGUCGGCGUCACGGGGGGAACCUCGACGUGGUAAUGUGGGUCGGGCAAAGUCCACUACCGCCCUCUCUAGAGGUGCCCCAUCUGCUCCUCAAAAGCCACUGAGACGUCAACCACGCCGUACCACAAAGGAAGAACAGAUGAAGACAAACGAAGUUUCCGACGAGAGUAGCGAAGAAUACGACAGUGACGAGGAGAGCGACUCGGACGAAGGACAGAGAUCGCGGCCAAAGCGAAGAGUUAAGAAGGUUGUCGACAAACAAGACAUGACCAUCAAGAAGCAUCGCCGGAAGCUUCAUGGUAUGAUGUACAAUAUCAAGAUGAGUGUGGAGAUGUCUGAUCUAAUGAAAGAAGUGAAGAAGGGAGAGAUUCCGAAGUCUCCUAUCAAGACCCUGCUCAUGGACGAGCCAUGA
Messenger RNA from Cylindrotheca closterium, 1767 nucleotides. NCBI's taxonomy places the organism in Eukaryota, Bacillariophyta, Bacillariophyceae, Bacillariales, Bacillariaceae. The record is from the annotation of a GenBank genome assembly.